Molecule: messenger RNA, 1369 nt
Organism: Solanum dulcamara
Lineage: Eukaryota; Viridiplantae; Streptophyta; Magnoliopsida; Solanales; Solanaceae
Exons: 6
Coding region: 70-888 (272 amino acids)
Source: RefSeq, a predicted model, not a curated record
UUUUCUCCUUUCUAAGGCAUUGCAUCUAUAAAAUUAUUUGAUCUUUCUUCAAUUCUGUUAUCUAUUAACAUGGCAUUUUCAAGCCAAGUUGGCUGGCAAAGUUUAUUGUCCACGCCAGAUUUUAGGAGUUGCCAAAGCAUUCCGCUAUUGAAAGCUCAUAAUGAGAAAAACGCCAAACUACAUGAGCAAAAAUUCAAUAUAGGAAGUAUCAGAAGCAGACAGAGGUCCUUGAUCGCGCAUUGUUCGAUGGUGAAUCCUGAUGUUGUCACAGGCUCAUUGUCACCAUCCAACACAAUUAGAAAGUUGUACUCAAGUAUAAACAACAAGGACCUGAACCAACUGGCCAUGCUCAUAUCUGAAGAUUGUUUCUUUGAUGAUUUCUCAUUCCCUCAAUCAUUUCAAGGGAGAAAGGAGGCUUUAAACUCUCUGGAGCAACUAACCACAAGCAUGGACCAAAACACAGAGUUCAGCAUAGACAAUAUUUAUGAAGGUGUUGAUCUUACAGCAAUAGUAAACUGGCAUUUAGAGUGGAAAAAGAAAGAAGUUCCCUUCAGUAGAGGUUGCAGCUACUAUGAAUUAUCAAGAGAUGGAGAAAAACUACUCAUUAAGAAUGCUCAAGUUAUUACAGAAUCAUCUAUGAAACCAAAAAUUUUGGCACUAUUCAAUAUGGUAACUUCAGUAUUCGAUGACUUCCCUGAAAUCGCCUCGAGAAUUUUAAAGAACCACCAAGUUGCUUAUCAAGUGUUACUAAAUAGUUACAAGUUUGUUGUGCAACCAAUCAUAAGUCCAAUUCUUGCAUGGUACAAAAAGUUGUGGACAUUAACAAUCACCUUUGUUGGAUUCACCACCAAGUUAGUGCAGUUCAUUAUAAAGAAUUUCAGACAGUAAGAAGAGAGUUACAAAGCAAGUUCAAUAUUCACCAGCAUGAUCAUUUGCUUAGGGGUAAUUGUACCAACUGUAUCAACAUGUACAAUUUUUUUGUGUGUGAGUAAAAUAAAGAAGGCAUAAUACAUAAAUAUGAUCCUUAAUAUGGCUUCAGUUGGCAGCUAUGACCUCUAAUUUUACUAAUGCACAAGUAAGCACUUUAACUAUCCAAAACUUGAACAAAUAGACACAUUCGUCCUACAUGGCAUCCUACAUGGCAAUUUUGUGUCCUAUGUGGCGUCCUACGUGUAUUAUGCCACGUAAGACAUGUGUGUCUACUUGUUCAAUUUUAUACAAGUUUAAGUGUCUACUUGUGCACACCCAAAGUUGGAGGGCAUAAAUGUGAAAUGAUUCCAAGUUAAAGGGCAUAUUAAUGUAUUAGGCCAAUAAAGAAUAUCAAGUUUGUUUUUCUUUCUAAAUUAAAGAAAAGAGAUGUAAAAAUUAA